Messenger RNA from Radiomyces spectabilis, 483 nucleotides. Its product is annotated as 40S ribosomal protein S19-A. Lineage: Eukaryota; Fungi; Mucoromycota; Mucoromycetes; Mucorales; Radiomycetaceae. The transcript has 3 exons. Gene Ontology annotation, biological process: translation; ribosomal small subunit assembly. Gene Ontology annotation, molecular function: RNA binding; structural constituent of ribosome. The coding region runs from base 1 to 483 and encodes 160 amino acids. Gene Ontology annotation, cellular component: cytosolic small ribosomal subunit; ribosome. The record is from RefSeq and is a predicted model, not a curated record.
AUGGCUGGCCUGGAUUUUUUUUUUGGUCGUUUUUUUUUAUAUGGUGCAUUGUACUUAUCACAUCAUCGUUUUAUUUUUACAGCCUUCAUCAAAGCCUAUGCUGCUUACUUGAAGCGCACUGGUAAGCUCGAUGUUCCCAAGUGGGCUGAUCUUGUCAAGACCGGUACCUUCAAGGAAUUGGCUCCCUAUGAUCCCGACUGGUAUUUUGUCCGUGCCGCUUCCGUUGCCCGUCACAUCUACAUCCGCAAGAGCGUCGGUGUUGGUGCUUUGAACAAAGUCCAUGGUGGUCGUGUGAACCGCGGUUCCCGCCCCUCCCACCACGUUGAUGCCUCCGGCUCCGUCAACCGCAAGGUUCUCCAGUCUUUGGAAAAGAUCGGUGUCUUGGAAAAGGACAAGAAGGGUGGCCGCAGAAUCACUCAGGAUGGCCAGCGUGAUUUGGAUCGUAUUGCCAUGACUCUUGCUGAAGAAUCCGAUGAAGAGUAA